This is a messenger RNA of Brassica napus (rape), 1707 nucleotides long. RefSeq lists its product as uncharacterized. The transcript is spliced from 2 exons. Lineage: Eukaryota; Viridiplantae; Streptophyta; Magnoliopsida; Brassicales; Brassicaceae. Bases 570 to 1472 code for a protein of 300 amino acids. The record is from RefSeq and is a predicted model, not a curated record.
AACAAGUUACGGUAUACGGAUAUACUGUACUAAAAAUAGGCGAAUAUACUUUCGUACAAAAGCAAAAAGUACGAACUAAAACUACGGAGGGGCAUUUCCGUCAUCUUCUUUAUCAACUUAUUCCGGGUGGAUCCGUUAACAGACUCCGGCACAAGUGGAGUCGCAGACACGUCCGGAUCUUUGUCACUUACGAAGAACCAACACCCUUAAUCUCACGACACGUGUUCCUGACCGUCUUCGAAGUUACUAAUUUUGACACGUAGGACAACCACGUGUGCACUAUAUCCUACCUCUUUAUAAAAACCGAACACAAAGCCUUAUCCUUUGUCUUCUUCUUCGUUCAGUUUCAGAUCAGAGAGAUUUUGUUCUGUUUUCUUUUUUUUUCGUUUUCGAAAAUUCAGUUUUUCUUCGAAACUAAUGAUCACAAAAAGCAUAAAGAUCUAACGUUCUCGCGUCGUCGCGUAUCUCGGUGACUUUAUUACCGUAUCUAAAGACUUGAGAAUAAAGCAAUCUUUCUCCUCUUUUUUUCUUAUAUAUUUAUAUUUUGGCUCAAGUUCGAAACCAUCGUAAUGCCGUUUCACACGAAGAUCCAACCGAUCGACUUGUCGGAAGAUCUACCGACGAUGAAGCAAAUGCCGAAGUCGCGUUUGAAGCGCCUCUUCGAGCGUCAGUUCAGUAUCAAGAACGCCACCGUCGGCGAGUUCGACGCGCCGCCGCUUUCUAGAGGCAACUCCGGAGAUUUCGAGCCUAGUUCCGUCUGUUUAGGGAAGAUGGUUGUGAACUUCAUGGAGGAUAACAAGGAGGAGGAGGAGAAACAGAGGUGCGGUCGUAGCCGGUGUAGCUGCUUUACCGGGAGUGGAACAGAGAGCUCCGACGACGAAUCUGAAUGGUCGGAUGAUGUCAAGUGUUCGUCUGGUGAAGCUUGCGUGAUGCUCAAGAGUUUGGUUCUGUGUACGAGCAUCAGCGAGAGGAAUGUAAUGGCUGAUGUGAGCAAGAUUGUGGAGACAAGUAAGCGUAAAGACCAAUCUUGCUUGAAGAACCUGGUCAGUGUGUUGGUGAGGUUAGGUUACGAUGCGGCUAUAUGCAAAUCUCGUUGGGAGAAGACUCCUUCCUAUCCUACAGGGGAGUAUGAGUAUGUGGAUGUUAUCAUGGAAGGCAAAAGACUGUUGAUCGAUAUUAAUUUCAAGUCCAACUUCGAGAUUGCUCGUGCGACCAAGACCUACAAGUCGAUCCUGCAAACUAUUCCUUGUAUCUUUGUAGGCAAAGCGGAUCGGUUGCAGAGGAUCAUCAUGCUUCUAUCUAAAGCGGCAAAGCAGAGUUUGAAGAAGAAAGGACUUCAUGUGCCACCGUGGAGGAGAGCUGAGUAUGUUAAAUCGAAGUGGCUGUCUACUUACGUUCGUGGAGAGGAGAAGCAGGAAACGGUAGAUAUGUUGAGUGCAUCGGUAGGUGGUUCCAUAGUCUUUGGUGUUUGAAGAUUGUGUGGAAGGUUUUGUUAUAAUGACAUAAAAAGCCUCUAAGAGAGGUGUUGUGAGAGAUAGGAGUGUUCUGAGUCCCUUAAUAGUUUUUUUGAUACUUAAGGGUAUGAACUGAUGAAUCACAGUGUGUCUCCCCUUGUCUUUUUUUUUGGUGUAAGGGAGACUGUGUUCAGACUCUGUGACUCUGUCUUUGCUUUUGUGAGAUUAAUGGAUUAUAAUAAUUAACCAAUAA